Messenger RNA from Rhinocladiella mackenziei CBS 650.93, 1242 nucleotides. RefSeq lists its product as uncharacterized. The record is from RefSeq and is a predicted model, not a curated record. Lineage: Eukaryota; Fungi; Ascomycota; Eurotiomycetes; Chaetothyriales; Herpotrichiellaceae. Gene Ontology annotation, cellular component: transcription factor TFIIH core complex; transcription factor TFIIH holo complex. Gene Ontology annotation, biological process: nucleotide-excision repair; regulation of DNA-templated transcription. The transcript has 2 exons. Bases 1 to 1242 code for a protein of 413 amino acids.
AUGAAUGUCGUCGAUGGAUCCGACCGCUUUGACAAACCUUCCCAAGGCAAUCCCUCGCUCCUCACUAUCAUCCUAGACACAAAUCCAGCAUCGUGGUCCUUACUCUCUCCAACCCUCACGCUCUCCAACGCUGUCGCCAACCUCCUCGUCUUCAUCAAUGCUCAUCUCGCCGCCAACUAUACGAAUAAAGUCGCGGUAAUCUCUUCCCACUGUGACAAGGCACGUUGGCUGUACCCAACCCCGACCGAACAACGGCCCCCCUCCUCUGCCUCCGAACGCUCAAAACGCCCACCCAGACAAUCUCAAGAUCUAUCUGAAUCCGCCAAACGGCUGAAACUUGACCACUCUACGACCCUCAAUCUUCAACCCCCAUCUUCAUCGUCAACAUCACCCUCGUCGACGGAUACCGGCAACAAAUACCGACCCUUCCGGCUCGUCGAGGAAGAACUCCUCCGCAACCUCACCGCUCUGCUCUCAGCCACGACGCCCGAAGCCGUCUCAUCCAGCACCUCGACCAUGAUCGCCGGCGCCCUGACCUUAGCCCUGAGCUACAUUAACCGUGAGUCAAUGGCGUACGCAGAAACCGCAAUUGGAGCCGCCGGCGCAACUGGCCCUGGGGACCCUAACACCAUAUCCACGACCAGGGCCGAAGGGAGCAUAAAUUCCCUCCAGUCACGAAUUUUGCUGGUCUCCGCCUCGCCCUCCACAGACCUGGCGCACCAGUACAUCCCGAUCAUGAACGCAAUAUUUGCGUGCCAGCGCCUCGCGAUCCCCAUUGACGUACUCCAGCUCCCUCUACCGCAACCCACCUUGGUAGCUACCGGUUCUGCCUCCGCCUCGUCUUCGGCACUCUCAUCCAACUCCACCGUCUUCCUCCAACAAGCCGCCGACGCCACUCACGGCAUCUUCAUUCUAGCUCAGCUCCCCUCGCCCGGAUCGCCAGCCUCUGCCUCACAAGCACUGCUGACCUACCUCCUUUCGUCCCUGCUACCGCCGAUCUCCACACGCCGUGCACACCUGAUCCUCCCCACGCGGAUCGACGUGGAUUUCCGGGCCGCAUGCUUCUGCCAUCGUAACGUCGUGUCCACGGGCUUUGUCUGCAGUAUCUGCCUGAGCAUUUUCUGUUCUGUACCGGACAACGGGGACUGUUUGACUUGUGGUACGCAUUUGACCGUCGGGCGGUACGGAGCGAGACCUGUUGUGGUCCCCGGAAAGACGAGGAAGAGGCAGGCUGGGAGGUGA